AUGUCUGAAGAAGCACAAGUUCUAAAAGCAAAUGCCGCAAAAGCCUUUAAGGAUAAGGACUUUGAAAAAGCAAUUGAGCUCUUUAAGCAAGCUAUUGAACUUACUCCCACUGACCAUACUCUUUAUGGGAAUACAUCAGCUGCUUACUUAAAUUCGAAUAAUCCUGAAGAAGCACUCAAUUUUUCUGAAAAAUGUAUCGAAGUGAAUCCAGAUUGGUCUAAAGGAUACCAAAGAAAAGGACAAGCUUUAGCAGGGUUGAACAAGACUGAAGAGGCCAAGGAGGCAUUCAACAAAGGAUUGGAGCUUGACCCCUGUAACACUCAGAUAAAAUCCGCGCUUGAGAAUCUUUCAAGGCCAAAAGCAGAGGAAGAUCCAUUCUUCAAUGCUGAAAAUAUGGCGAAGUUACAAGCAGAUCCAAAAGUAAGUGGGUUCUUGAAGGACCAAGACUUUAUGAACAAGUUGAACCUUUGCAAGCAAAAUCCUCAAAUGAUGAUGCAACUGAUGCAGAUGGACCAGAGGUUCCAAGAAGUCUUCAGAGUAGUAACUGGCGUUGACCUGAUGGGCAUGCAAGAACAACAAUUUCAAAAACAGAAAGAAAUGGAAGAACUCAAGAAAAAGAAGGAGGAAGAAGCCGAGCUUAAAAAGAAGCAGGAGGAAGAACAGAAGAAGAAAGAGGCUGAAGAUAGCCUCCCUGAAGAGGAAAAGACUAAACUAGCUCUUCAAAAACAAGCAAAUGAAGAGAAGGACCUUGGAAAUGCUGCUUAUAAGGCUAAGGAUUUCUCGAAAGCUAUUGAGCACUAUGAAAAGGCUAUCGAGAUUUGUCCAAAUGAAAUCACUUAUUACACAAACAAAGCUGCUGUCUACUUCCAAAAGGGAGAAUACGACACUUGUAUAGAGGAAUGUAACAAAGGAAUCGAGGUUUCUAAAGAAGGCUACUACGAUUACGUAAAGCUAGCCAAAGCCUAUGCUAGAAAAGGAAAUGCCUUAUUCAAGCAGAACAAGUAUGAUGAGUCUAUUGAUUGCUACAAAAAGGCUAUGCUCGAGCAUAAUGACUUCUCCUUCAAAGAAGCAAUGAGGAAGGUCGAAAAGGCAAAGAAGAAGGCCGAAGAGGAAGCUUAUAUUGACCCUGAAAAAGCAGAAGAGCACAGAGAAGCAGGAAAUAAGUUAUUUAAAGAAGGAAACUUCCCAGGUGCAAUCAAAGAGUAUGAUGAAGGGCUUAAAAGAGACCCAAAGAGUGCUAAAAUUUACUCAAAUAGAGCUUUUGCCUAUGUUAAAUUGUUGGAAUUCCCAACUGCAUUAAAGGAUGUAGAGAAAGGACUUGAGAUCGAUCCUAACUUCGUCAAACUAUGGAUUAGGAAGGCUAAUAUUCAUAUGGGGUUGAAAGAGUUCCAUAAAGCUCUAGAAGCUUAUGAUAAGGGAUUAAAAAUUGACCCAGAGAACCAAGAAUGCAAGACUGGAAAGCAGAAAGUAAUGGUAGCUAUCUCAGCAGGAGCUACAGCUGGAGGAGCUGAUGACCAAGAGAGAAUGGCUCACGCCAUGGCAGAUCCUGAAAUUCAGGGAUUAAUGAAGGACUAUAGAGUACAAUCAUUGCUUCAAGAUAUGCAGACAGAUCCAAUGGGUGCUCAACAAAAAAUGAUGGGUGACCCAUUCCUAACAGACGCUGUAAAUAAACUAAUUGCUGCAGGAGUAAUUAAAGUUAAGUAG
Molecule: messenger RNA, 1704 nt
Organism: Moneuplotes crassus
Lineage: Eukaryota; Ciliophora; Spirotrichea; Euplotida; Euplotidae
Source: the annotation of a GenBank genome assembly